GGAUUCAUUACUGAGCUGAGAUUAUGUCUUCUACCCCUUAAACCAGAGGCUCUUGUUAAGAUCUCUCACCAAUCAUAGCAUCUCCUCAUCAAACCCAGAUUGAAAGCAAGGCUUUCUCAAUCCAAAUUCCCCCCCUUCUAAAGGAGAAAAUUGGUGGUGACUUGUAAUAUUUACUUGUUGCAAUAAUUCCAAAUUUCCUCUAGUGCUUAGUAGAGAUCUACUUGUUGCAAUUGUUACCUACAAAUUUAGAAAGAGAAGCACUCUUCUCAUUAUAUAUCAAGUGGGAGUUGGUUGCCAUUGCUUGUCCCAUUACUGAAGGUAAAGAGAGAAGCACAGUAUUCUCUUCGCAUCUGAAGAAGUACUUUUCAUUGCUGUGUUUCUAUGGGGAUUUACGAGGAGAUGGGUUUUCCCUGCAAUUUCGACAUAAUGCCCCAACCCACCGAGGUCGAUCCAACGGUCGAGAACGAGGGGGAGGCGGCUAUGAUCCAAGAUGAUGAUGAUAGCGAGGAUGAGAUGAUCGACGUUGAUGAGCUUGAGAGGAGAAUGUGGCGUGACAAACUGAGGCUCCGUCGCCUCAAAGAGCAAAGCAAAGGCAAAGAGGCCAUGGGUGGCGACCUGGCCAAGCAAAGGCAAUCGCAGGAGCAAGCUCGGAGGAAGAAAAUGUCGAGAGCCCAAGAUGGUAUCCUCAAAUACAUGCUGAAAAUGAUGGAGGUUUGCAAAGCUCAAGGCUUCGUCUAUGGCAUAAUACCCGAGAAGGGUAAACCAGUGAGUGGGGCCUCUGAUAACCUUCGAGCUUGGUGGAAGGAGAAAGUGAGAUUUGAUCGGAAUGGGCCAGCCGCCAUUGCCAAGUACCAAGCUGACAACGCAAUCCCUGGCAUAAGUGAUGAGAAUUCGGGUAUGGCUUCUACCCCACAUACUUUGCAAGAGCUCCAAGAUACUACAUUGGGCUCUUUGUUGUCAGCUCUUAUGCAACACUGUGACCCUCCACAAAGGAGGUACCCAUUAGAGAAAGGAAUUGCUCCUCCAUGGUGGCCUACUGGUAAUGAGGAAUGGUGGCCUCAAUUGGGGCUCCCUAAAGGUCAGGGUCCCCCACCUUACAAGAAGCCCCAUGAUCUCAAGAAAGCAUGGAAAGUUAGUGUCUUGACUGCUGUUAUCAAGCACAUGUCUCCUGAUAUUGCAAAGAUAAGGAAGCUAGUGAGGCAAUCAAAGUGUUUGCAAGAUAAGAUGACUGCAAAAGAGAGUGCGACUUGGCUCGCUGUCGUGAACCAAGAGGAGGCUCUCUCACGCCAACAAAACCCAGAUGCUUGUCCCCCUUCUUCCUCCUCUAAUGAUGGGGCUCUCACUUUUAGCAGCACCAGUGAGUACGAUGUCGAGGGCUUUGAUGAUGAAGCGACAAUGGAGGUUCAAGAGAUCAAACCUGAUGUUGAUCUAUUCAACUUGGGUAUGGGGAAAGAGAGGCUCUUGCCUCCUAUCAAGAGCGAAACCGCUGAUUUCGUGCGAAAGAGGAAGCUCCCGACUGAGGUAAUUGUUGUGGAUCAGAAGAUAUACACAUGUGACAAUGUUCAAUGCCCGUCGCAUCAGUAUCAGUUGGGUUUUUUGGACAAAAAUUCGAAGAACAAUCAUCAGUCUAAUUGUCCAUUUGCUUCGGAGAUCCAUCAAGGGAUGGGGCUUCCAUUGCCUAGGCCUGAUAUUGGCAAGGAAAAACCAGUUUUCCCUCUCCCCAACUUCACUCAACCCCUGCAAGCAAUGAGUGGAAAUGGAAAUGGGUUUUUGGGGAAUGACAGUAACAAGUUUUUGACUGGGAAUGAUGGCAGUAACAACAUGACAGCCAUGACUCCAGCCAUUGUCAACAACUCUGAUGAUUUACCUGAUCUGGGUCUUCCUUUGGAUGGCCAGAAAAGGAUAAAAGACAUCCUUGAUUCCUAUAACUUCAACCCUUCUUUGCAGCCAAACAGGAACAACCCAAAUCAUGGUACAGGCAUGGAGAUCCAUAAUCAGAGGACCCUUAUCGAUAUAAACAUGGAUCUCGUGAAUCCACCUAUUAAUGGAUUCAGGCCUGCAAAUGAAGAGAACAUGUUUGGGCAUGGAGCUAUGAUGGGAGGUAACCACAAUGGCUUCGAUAUCUACUUCAGAGACGAUCUGCCUCUGGAUCCAUGUAAGGUGUUUGAUCAGGGUUAUGAGCAGAACUCGCACGAUGUGAAUGCUGAAUUCAAGUUCGGGGCCCCUUAUAACGUGGGAAUGGAUUUUGGCAUUCCUUUUAUGAAAACUCCAGAGGCGUUGCGGAAGCCAGAGGCGCCGAUCUGGUAUUUUACAGGGCCAUGAAAUUGGCUUGAUCCUUCAACAAGGACUUCCUCUGUGAUUUAAGGAAGGGCUUCCCUUGCGUUUGGGGAACAUACUUUGUUGCAGUUGGGGUUUACAUAUUAGGACUCCCUUCUUGUUGGGGUUUACAAUAUCGUUAGGUUGAGUUUCUCUCUCUCUUUCUCUCUCUCUCUCUGCGUGUUUGUGUGUGGUUUUGUUUUCGGUGGGAGGGUUGGGGUUGGGGUUGGGAGUCUACGUAUCAGGACUCUCAUGGCAGUCGCAUCAUUAUAAUUCACUAGUAAGGGGCUUUCUUUGUGUGGGUCUGUGUUCCUCUCUCUCUCUCUCUUCAGUUCGGAGUCCUGCAUACUGGGACUCUCAUGGGUUGGUGUUUGCACGUCAUUAGAUUUCAUUAGUAGUGGGUCUUCUCUUCGCCUGUGUGUGCGUGUGUUAGUCUGCUAUCAGGGAUUAAAAUCAGGACCCUCGGGCUGUAGGGGUUUUAAAUGUCAGUAGAUCUCUCUCUCUCUUUGCCUUUGGGGUGGACAUAACUUUACUCUCUUGUAGUUUGGGUUAACAUAUCUUUAGAUUUCAUUAGUAGUGACUCCUCUCUCUCCCUCUCUCCCUCCCUCUCUGUGCCUGCCAUUGGGAUUGAAAUAUUAGGACUCUCCUGCAGUUGGGGUUUACACAUCAUUAGAUUUCAGUAGUAGGGGAGCUUCUCUCUCUCCCUCUCUCUGGUGUUUUUAUGGAGGGGGUUGCCAUUAACUGGCCUGGUUAACUUAUGAUAGAUGUUGUUUCCAUUCCCUUUAUAUAUUGAUAUUUAAAAAAUUUGGGGUCUCUCUCUCACUCUCUCUACCGUCUUUGUACAUAUAGGACUCUCUGGUCUCUCCUGAAUUGGCUCCUCUCUCUCUCACUCUGCACUCUGUUAGGGAUUUGGGUCUCUCUCUCUCUAGAAAUUGGGUCUCUCUCUGGGGCAAGUGGGUCACCUUUUCUAGGAUUUAUGGUGCUGGAUCCAAUUAGGAAACAAGGAGGAAGAAGGAUUCUAGCUGAUAAGCCCACUGUUCUUUGAACUUUAUUUGCGGUUGUAGCAAUAAAACGUAUAAUAUAAAUUUUCUUUUUCUCUCUCUUUCUCUGUCUUCAUUCAUUCUCUCUCUCAGUCUUCAUGAGCUUCAGAUACAAUUGAAUAUGGAUGUCCUUUGAUGAAUACAUUUGUACCUUAGACC
Molecule: messenger RNA, 3515 nt
Organism: Amborella trichopoda
Lineage: Eukaryota; Viridiplantae; Streptophyta; Magnoliopsida; Amborellales; Amborellaceae
Source: RefSeq, a predicted model, not a curated record